ACAGCAGCAGCAGCAGAGCCAGCAGCAGCAGCCAAGCAUCCAAUUUCCAUUCUUUUUUUUUUGUUCGUUAAUUUCGCUGUGCACGUGCGUUGAAAGUAUUUUCAACCGCAAACUGCGCAAUGGAUCAUCACACAUAUGCUAAAAGUGGCUCCAAAAAGUGGUCUGUGGAGGAGAAGCGUCUGCUUGUCACAAAGCGCAUCGAAGCUGAAGAUUUAUUCUCCAAAUACUCGUCCAAGCAGGCGGAGCCAUGGAAAAAGUUCAAGGACAUGGCCAAAAUUGGCGACUACAGCGAACGGGCGCUGCGCAAACAGUGGCUAAACAUGGUCCAGCGCUAUCGCGUCCAGAAGUCCAAUAUGCAGGCGACGCCGCUCAACAAGCAAUGCAUAGAUGUGCUCAACGAGGAAUGGGAGUUCUUUGGGGAGAUACACGCGUACAUGAACCAAAAGACCACCGACCUGCACUCGUAUGCGCUCAAGGAGCCCAACGUCCAAGAGCACUCGCACAACAACAAUGUGGCCAUUCGCGGCGUUGUCAAUGAUCACAGCUUUGGCGCAGCGAUAGCGGCGCCAAACAGCGCUCGCAGACAGAUGCGUAGCCAGUUGCAGUCGGUUGAGGCUGCGGUCAAUGUGGAGCUCGAUUAUGCACUUGCUAUGCCAGAUGAGCCGCAGCAGCAGCAGCACGAGGAGCUAGAAAAGAGCUGUGAAGCCAUCCUAAUUGGCAAGCAAGUGCUAAAGGUAUCAAAUAGGCGUUACGGCGAGGGCUCUCCUUCGGACAUAUACACUGACUCGGAUUCAGAGGAGAGUUCACAGCCCUCCGAUCCGGUGGCCGUUGAGGUGUCCGACUUAUCGGAGGCGGAGUCUAUUUUGGGCUCGCCCUUGCCGGCGAAAUCAGCCUCAGAUAUAUGCGAGACAACCGCUGUGGAGCAGUUAACCGCUAACUACGAGUCUGCAUCAGGAUCAGUGCCGCUCGACGAUCGCGAGCGAGCCAAGUCGUCAAGCUGGUCAGGAUCAGCAACGCUGACGGCCAGGCCGUUGUCGUCCAACAGAAAGCGCAAGGCGUUGACCGAAAGGGAAAAAUAUUACAGACAUCGCCGCCGCUACGAGCACCGCAUGGAGCUGCGCCUCGGCGGCCUAUGCAAAGUGGCCGGCCAGCUGUUGGAGCAGCUGGUGCCCGGCGCGAAUGUGACGCCGCUGCUGAUGAACAUCUACAACACCGUUGACUACAACUGCAACAGUAGCUGUGACGAUGACGACGACGACACCGAUGAGGAUGACAUUGGCCAGCCAUGAGGCGGCAGAGUUCGGAGUUUGGAUGGAAGCUUAAGAUGCUGAACAUCAUGUUCCUCUAAAAAUGAAUCAUAUAUUGCUUUAUUUACACACACACACACACAUUAUAUAUAUAUACACACACACACACGAUCCUGGCUGUUAUUUUCCUAAGGCGUACACACACAACACAAGACACAGGCACGACAGGUAAAAACAUUAACUGUAUUUAAAGAAAAGACUUGAAAAGCAUGAAACGCUAGAAGCUCUAGAUAGUUCAAAAUAUGAUCUCCCUAAGAUCAUAAAGAAUUAUUGUAGAUACUCGCUUAUUGUUAUUGAAAGGCAAAUAAAAAAUAACACACACGAACAUACUAUCAAAAAAAAAAGUAUAAAAAAAGUAUAUAAAUGUAAUAAUCGGCGACGCAUUGAAAAAAGCAGAAAGCAAAAAGAAAAUUUGACUUUGUUGAAAAUGUGUGGAAAGUUGAGGGAUUAAAGUUUUGACUAUUACACAAUGUUACCCACAUAUACAAAUGCUAUUCUAUCGUUUACAUGUAUAAUAUAAUACUAUAUAUUUUUGAUCAGACGAGCCGCACAGCUUAAAAGUAGUUUGAAAUUGGAAAAUGUCUGAUCAUGAAAAAUUAUAAUUAUAACGCAUAAAUUAUAGUUAUUGAAGCAACAAGCUAACUUAUAAAGAGCACUGGCUUUCUAAGGCCUUUUACAUUAUACAAAAUUAUAUAAUCGAGAAUGUAGUUUGAACCUGAAUUCCUGACGUUAGUUUCCUGCAUGAUCGAGUCGUGUGCUAGGCUCAUGACAUAUGAUAUGUUAGCUUAGGAUCAUAUUCUAUUUUGAAACAUUAGGACUUUAAUUUGUUCUAUAUGAGGCUACCUCAUGGUGGCUACCCGAAAAUUGUAAUAUAUAUAUAUACAUAUAUAUCUGUUUAAUUAAAAACGUGUUGAAAAAAUAUAAA
Messenger RNA from Drosophila montana, 2232 nucleotides. RefSeq lists its product as uncharacterized. The record is from RefSeq and is a predicted model, not a curated record. Lineage: Eukaryota; Metazoa; Arthropoda; Insecta; Diptera; Drosophilidae. The transcript is spliced from 3 exons. The coding region runs from base 120 to 1289 and encodes 389 amino acids.